Hemiscyllium ocellatum (epaulette shark) is the source of this 3708-nucleotide messenger RNA. RefSeq names its product solute carrier family 5 member 5 (gene slc5a5). The transcript is spliced from 15 exons. Lineage: Eukaryota; Metazoa; Chordata; Chondrichthyes; Orectolobiformes; Hemiscylliidae. Bases 299 to 2248 code for a protein of 649 amino acids. Gene Ontology annotation, cellular component: membrane. Gene Ontology annotation, molecular function: symporter activity. The record is from RefSeq and is a predicted model, not a curated record. Gene Ontology annotation, biological process: sodium ion transport; iodide transmembrane transport.
GAGUGAACCACUGUUUCAUCUUACAACAAGAAGCACUUUCAUAGGAAGUUUGAUGAAGGCUGUCGCUUUCCCUCAAGGUUUUGUGUUUCAUUAACAUUGAAUUUGUCUCUGAUUUGGACACGCAAUUUCUUGGUUACUUCCAAAGAGGAAAGAAACGACCAGCUCGUGUCAGGCUGAACUGGCCUCAAUGUCUGUGGACCCUUUAGACGUUUCACUCCUGAAUCACCAACAUCGUUAUUACCUUGGAUUUGACAUUUCAUUCUCCUGAAAUCCACACGCCCUCGUUGGAGAGUGGAUCAUGGAUGCAGCAGCAAUGAAGCCAGCAAGGAUUACCUUUUCAGUCUGGGACUACGUCCUCUUCGCUGGGAUGCUCCUGAUUUCCACAGGGAUUGGGAUAUUUCGUGUCACUCGGCGUAGCGGCCGGCAGAAGAAAGCUGAUGACUUUUUCACGGGAGGGCGACAGAUGUCGGCGCUGUCUGUGGGUCUGUCCCUGUCAGCCAGCUUCAUGUCAGCUGUGCAGGUACUGGGAGUCCCAGUUGAAGCAUAUAGCUACGGGGCUAAGAUUAUUCAGAUGUGCCUGGGCCAGACGCUGAACGCUGUCCUGACUGCCUAUCUCUUCCUUCCUGUUUUCUAUCGGUUGAGACUGACCAGCACCUACGAGUACCUGGAACUGCGUUUCAGCAAAAGCCUUCGACUGUGUGGAACCAUCCAGUUCACAGCAGCCACGGUCCUGUACACUGGGGUGGUCAUUUAUGCACCUGCACUGAUAUUAAACCAAGUUACUGGUCUUAAUAUCUGGGCGUCUCUGCUAUCCACUGGAAUCAUCUGCACAUUCUACACAACUGUGGGAGGCUUGAAAGCUGUCAUCUGGACUGACGUCUUCCAAAUCAUCACCAUGAUGUCUGGCUUCAUUGCCAUUAUGAUUCGUGGCACCUAUUUGGCUGGAGGAGCCCAUGAUGUUCUGGCAACUGCAUACAAUGGGUCCAGGAUCAACUUUGGAGAUUUUGACCCAGAUCCCAGGAGACGCUACACAUUCUGGACUUUUGUUAUUGGUGGAACUGUACUGUGGUUAUCCAUGUAUGGAGUCAAUCAAGCUCAAGUCCAGCGUUACAUCGCCUGCAAGACAGAGUCUCAGGCCCGACUUGCUAUCUUUGUGAACCAAGUCGGGCUGUGGAUGAUAGUGACGAGUGCAGUAGCCUGUGGGAUCAUUCUGUUCGCCUUGUACAGGACAUGUGACCCUGUUAAAGCUGGACACGUUACUGCACCUGACCAGAUGAUGCCUUUCAUGGUGCUGGAUAUCUUUCAGAACUAUCCUGGAGUUCCCGGAUUGUUCCUUUCUGCUGCAUUCAGUGGGACAUUGAGCACAGUUUCGACCAGUAUCAAUGCUAUGGCUGCAUGCACUGUGGAGGACAUCAUCAAACCCAGGCUGAAAACAUUGACUGAAAAAAAGCUGAUUCUAAUAUCGAAAGGACUGUCCCUGUUGUAUGGCUCUGCCUGCAUUAUUUUUGCCGCAUUAUCCUCCCUGCUUGGAGGAGGGGUCUUGCAGGGUUCCUUCACAGUGAUGAGUGUCAUCAGUAAUCCUUUGUUGGGAGCCUUCAUCCUUGGCAUAUUUGUACCUCCUGCUAACACUGUGGGUGUAUUUUCAGGCUUAGCAGCUGGAUUUGCCAUUUGUCUCUGGGUGUCCAUUGGGGGCAUUCUGUACCCACCCUCCCCUGAGAUAAUGGGGGUCCUGCCAUUCAACACAGGCAGCUGUCAUCUUGUGUACAGUGCCAACGCUACAGUCAAUGGCAGUGCUUGGUUUGUUGACAACGAAAUGCCGCUGUCUGGACUGAAGAAGAGGUCCAACAUCGUGGAUCAGUUCUAUGCCUUAUCUUACCUUUACUAUGGUCUCCUGGGAACAUUAAUAACGGUGAUCGUUGGUAUUGGAGUCAGCUAUUUAUCAGGGCCAACUAAGAGAGAAGAUAUUGCCAAUGGUUUACUCUGGUGGGAUCUUUCAAAAAAGAAACCAGUUUCUGAAGAGACAGAACACUUGAACAAGAAGGAGCUUCCUGAUUUGGAAAGCAGCAAGGCUGCUCUGAAAGAGACAAACUCAAUGGCAUCAACUGUUCCAGCCCGAGAAAAAUCAGACCUCGAGCAAUCACCAGUCCAGGACGUGGAUCCCACUCAAUGGAACGUCAGGCUGGAUCAAAACAGCUCCUCAAUCGUGGUUGAAAGUUAUUUACCUCCUCUGAGAGAAAGCUAUGUCUGAGACUGUGUUCCUCCAAACUGGGGAUCAACGCAACUCAUGGCUAUCAGUGAACUUCACAGUGCCUGCUGAUUGUAGACUUAUAACACAUCCUUCCACUUUGUAAAUCUGGUCUCCAUUCUGUUCCGGCUUGUGAUUGGAUCACCAAACAAAACUACCUCUAACUCUCCAGGCAGGUGAGAAAUGGGCAGAAGUUCAUCAACUUGUAUUGCCAAUGGGUUAUAGAAGGAAGUUGCUGCAGGUGGCACAUGAAUUACCAGUCAGAGGUCAUUUGGGACUAAGGAAAGGUCAAUCCAAAAUACAAAACACUUUGAUUGGUCUGGACUGCAUAAAGAUGUGGUUGAAUUUUGUCUGAUCUGUCAUACAUGAGAGAUAUUUGGAAACCCUCAGGCAGCAGUAAAGCCAGCACCCUUAAUAGCCAUUCUUGCAUCUGAGGAACCUUUUACAAGAAACUUAAUUGAUUUCAUAGGACCCCUAGCUAAACCAAAAAGUGGGAAUCUGUCUUUGUUAAUGAUAAUGGAUGUGUCUAUGAGAUUUCCAGAGGUCAUUCCAUUAUACAAUAUCACAGUUAAAAUGAUUAUAAAGGAGUUACUCCAAUUUUUUUACAAGACAUGGACUACCCCACAGAAGUAUAAUUGGAUCAAAGGUCAGAAUUUACAUCAAAAUUGUUCAAGCGAAUUAUUAAUAGUUUAGGAACAAAACAAUUCAAGUCCACUGCAUGCCAUCCAAAAUCGCAGGAAGCAUUGGAAUGGUGGCAUCAAAUUUUAGAGACCAUGUUGAAGGCUUAUGUUCAUGAGGACUGGGAUAAAGGAAUUCCAAUUGUACUUCUGAAAUUAGGGAUGCACCUAAUGAAUCUACAAUUCAAGUCUAUUUGAAUUAGGUUUUGGACAUGAGGUGAGAGAAUCACUAAAAUUAAUCAAGGAAACCUUGGUAAGUCAGAGUUCAGAGACUACAUAUUUGGAUGACAUGUUAAAUUUUACAGUUACUACAUAGGGUGAAGAACCAAUUUCAGAUGAUACUGAAUUGGUGAUUUCUCAAAUUAAAUUGGACAGUGAAGAAGUUUUUUUAAACAAUGGGAUAAGUUAUUGAAUUAUCUUUCAGCUGGAAAUCAAAAUAACCUGCAAGUUCUAGUACAAACAUAUGGGGAUAUAGUUGGGAAUAAGCUCGGAAGUACUAACCUGAUCAUGAAUGAUGAAGUUGCAGGAAAUGCUGUUCCAGUUGAGCCAUAUCCUUAUAGACUUCGCCCUCUGUUAUGUCCAUGAUUUUCAGGGAGAGGUAGGCACCGCGAGGUGUGGAGUGUUUUAUUUCCCCCUCUGACUCUAUUUUGAUUUAAUCCCUGCCCACCCCCUUCACUGUUUGAUCACACAGAAUUGCCUUUUGAGUAGGGCUCUGCUUGUCACUGGCCACUCGGGUGUUUCCUUUCUUCCUAGUGGUGGAAAUUUGAAUAAAGAUUUAUGCACUUA